AUGCCCACAUGGAGCUCCUCAGGUGUGCCUUCUCUUCAUGAGCUGUAUUUAGAUGAUUGUCCAGAAAUGGAAUUUCUUCCCCAAGGAAGUAUGCCUUCCAGCCUACAGCGUCUUUCAAUCAUUGGGUGCUCCAAACUCAUUGAGUCUUGCAGGGAUUGGGAUUUGCAUGAGUUGUUAUCUUUGAAAGAAUUUAAAACUGGUGGUAAAUUGGAAGGUCACAUAGAGUCGUUCCCUAAAAAAGAGGGAUUGUUGCUGCCCAAUCUCCAAUCUCUUUCAUUCUUGUGUUGUACCAAUUUGAAAAGAAUAAACCAUAGGGGCAUUCUUAACCUCCAUUCUCUUACUUCUUCAUCAUGUUUUUUCGCUUGCCCCAGCAUGAGUUUUGAAGGCAUGCCAGAAGAUGGUUUACCUCCGUCCCUUUCUCACUUAACUAUUGGUUGUGGUUGUCGGUUGCUUGAGGAGAGGUGUGAAAAGGAGGAAAGACCUGAUUGGCCUAAAAUUGCUCAUAUCCCUCAUGUUCACGUAUACAUGGACGAAUGA
Molecule: messenger RNA, 537 nt
Organism: Neltuma alba
Lineage: Eukaryota; Viridiplantae; Streptophyta; Magnoliopsida; Fabales; Fabaceae
Product: putative disease resistance protein RGA3
Exons: 1
Coding region: 1-537 (178 amino acids)
Source: RefSeq, a predicted model, not a curated record